UAAUCACCGGAUGGAUUGAUCAUGCAUCCAUCACCAAGUACGUAUUCGGCACCAAUCAACCGCAAUCCCAAGCAAAUUCUGCGCCCUACGCGCUUGUAAUUCCCGAGCGAAAUGGCGGCCUACGAGAAGCAGCAGCCGCAGCCGCAGCCGCCGCUGAACGCCGGGUACUACGGCCCGCCGAUCCCUCCGCCGCAGCCGGCGUACUACCCGCCGCCGCCGGCCCCGCACCGUGGCGGCGGCGGGCCGCGCUGCCUGCUCUGCUUCCUCUUCAAGGUCGUGGCGCUGGCCGUCAUCGCGCUCGGCGCGGCCAGCCUGGUCCUCUGGCUCAUCUUCCGCCCUGACGCCCCCAAGGCGUACGCCGACUCCGCCGCGCUCUCCCGCUUCGAACUCGGCGCCGGAGCCGGCGGGGACCUCCUCCAGUACAACCUCACUGUGGCCAUCCGCCUGCGGAACCCGAACCGGUUCGGGAUCCGCUACGAGUACGCCGAGGCGCAGGCGCUCUACGACGGCGAGCGGUUCGGCUUCGACCCGCUGCAGCCGUUCUACCUGGGCGGCAAGAGCGACGCCCGUGUCACGGCCGCGUUCAGCGGGUCGGCGCCGGUGGACGGCGACGACGACGUGCGGCGCACGUACCGGAGGGAGAACGGGGAGGGGUUCUACUACAUCAAGGUGAGGGUGUACUCGGACCUGAGCUUCAGGGUCAGGGUCUUCCGCGUGCGCGACUACAAGAGCAAGAUCACCUGCGUGCUGCGGCUGCCGGCGCCCGCCGCCGGUGGAAACGCGAACGCCACGGCGAUGACGACGCUGGGGACGAGGUGCGACGUCGACUUCUGAUCCUUGCCCGAUUGUCCAAACUCCAAAGGCGUGUCCUUUGACAGCUUGUCUUUGUUAGCCGGCCGGGGAUAAUGCCGUUAACAGUGUCUUUGUUUGACCGGCAGUUUGUAAAUGUCUUUUUGGCUCGCGUGUUCAUUCUUUUGUUUUUUAAUGCACAAUAAACCUGAACUUUGUGUUCCGUAGUUAUAUAUGCCGUGGUGCUAAGUGUUAUUGACAUAUUGUCUUCACAGAUUA
This is a messenger RNA of Panicum hallii, 1068 nucleotides long. Its product is annotated as NDR1/HIN1-like protein 10. NCBI's taxonomy places the organism in Eukaryota, Viridiplantae, Streptophyta, Magnoliopsida, Poales, Poaceae. The coding region runs from base 112 to 834 and encodes 240 amino acids. The record is from RefSeq and is a predicted model, not a curated record. The transcript has a single exon. Gene Ontology annotation, cellular component: plasma membrane.